Molecule: messenger RNA, 1656 nt
Organism: Mesoplodon densirostris (Blainville's beaked whale)
Lineage: Eukaryota; Metazoa; Chordata; Mammalia; Artiodactyla; Ziphiidae
Gene: RHOV
Product: ras homolog family member V
Exons: 3
Coding region: 87-797 (236 amino acids)
Biological process (GO): small GTPase-mediated signal transduction
Molecular function (GO): GTPase activity; GTP binding
Source: RefSeq, a predicted model, not a curated record
UCGGCAGAUUCAGUCAGAGGCAGCGUGCGGACCCUGCUUUACCAAGCACAGCGGAGCCUGGUCCCCGGCUGUCCCCGGAGCGGGCCAUGCCCCCGCGGGAGCUAAGCGAGGCCGAGUCGUCCCCGCUCCGGGCCCCGACCCCUCCGUCGCGGCGGGGCAGCGCGUCCCCAGAGCUGGGCAUCAAGUGCGUGCUGGUGGGAGACGGCGCCGUGGGCAAGAGCAGCCUCAUCGUCAGCUACACCUGCAAUGGGUACCCCGCGCGCUACCGGCCCACAGCGCUGGACACCUUCUCCGUGCAAGUCCUGGUUGACGGAGCCCCGGUGCGCAUUGAGCUCUGGGACACAGCGGGACAGGAAGACUUUGAUUGCCUUCGCUCCCUCUGCUACCCGGACACGGAUGUCUUCCUGGCCUGCUUCAGUGUGGUGCAGCCCAGCUCCUUCCAAAACAUCACAGAGAAAUGGCUGCCAGAGAUCCGCACUCACAACCCCCAGGCGCCCGUGCUGCUGGUGGGCACGCAGGCCGACCUGAGGGACGAUGUCAAUGUACUAAUUCAGCUGGACCAGGGAGGCCGGAAAGGCCCCGUGCCUCAACCCCAGGCUCAGGGCCUGGCCGAGAAGAUCCGGGCCUGCUGCUACCUGGAGUGCUCUGCCUUGACGCAGAAGAACUUGAAGGAGGUGUUUGACUUGGCCAUUCUCAGUGCCAUUGAGCACAAAGCCCGGCUGGAGAAGAAACUGAACGCCAAAGGUGUGCGCACCCUCUCCCGCUGCCGCUGGAAGAAGUUCUUCUGCUUUGUUUGAAGAGCUGUGGCAGCAAAAUGAUCAGUAGGCCAAUGGCCACAGACUUCUAGAACCUGGGGCACGGGGCCUUUGAGGGACCUGCUGGCAGGACCAGGUCACCCCCAUGGGACUCAGUUCCCAUGUGAACACUGUGGCAACACAGCCUCCAACUGCCCACUCUUACUUGCCAGGGUGAGCCUAGGGCCUGGAGGAGGGAAGGCUCUGACUUGGAUUUCUUUGGAUUUCUCAAGUACAGAGAAAUCCCAGUACUUUGAUUUUCAUGGCACGAUCCUAACAGUGUCAGCUGCCCCCAGGCAGUUUGGGAUCCAAUACCCAGUUUCUUAUCAUGGGCCCUCAGGUCAAUCUGGCUGAAUUAGGACCACUCCUGGUGGUCCCCACCCGCUCCUUGGCACAGGGGUGAGGAAGAGCCUGGGAACAGCUGAGCAUCUUGAAGGGCUGGAAGGCAUCCGGCCCUGAACUGGAGAGAAGUUUAGGAUGGAUUGGGUAAGUCAGAGGUCAGUGAGAGAUUAAGAGGGAUCCGAAAGUUAAGGCUUGGAGCCUUGGGACUGGAGGCAGGCUGGGGAGGAGGAGGCAGAUGAGAGGGCUAGGCUUGGAAGGAAGAAGAGCAGAGAAGUGGGGCAGCUGAGGAGCAAGGCUGCCACCUGGGCUGUCCUCAACCCCCAAGGCCAGGGAGGGUAGGGCUGGUCCCUGGGAAGAGCUGGGUCUCAGUGCUCCCUAGGCACUGCCCAAACUGGCUAGGCCAGAAGUGGGGCAGGAAGUGAGAGACAAGGCCCAGCAAGAGGAGGGGGAGGAGCUGCAAAUUGGAGCCUGAAGGAAGAAGGGGCUUUCUCCCAGGUCACAACCUAGAAGAUAAGGCAGU